AUGGUAGAGGAGAAGAGGGAGAGGGCGGAGGAGGCGUCCGAGAGCCCGCAGAAAUCUCCACGCCUGGACCCGCUGGCUGCGGCCGUGGCAGGUCCUGGAUGUAGCGACGCGCCUGCGUCUCCGACGGAGUCGAGCGACGAGUGGCCAUCGUCCGGGGAAUCGGAGGCGGGGACAAGCAGCGACAGUACCGGCGAUGGCGGGCGGUGCGAGCACAUACGCUUGGACCGCGAACUCCUGGAUAUGCACGUGUAUUAUCUCACGGAGCAGCGGGCGGUGCUCCGGACGUGCCAUCUUAGUAAGUGCAAGACGACCUGUAAGGGCAACGAAGGGAUGAUGAAGUGCAUAAACUGCUCCAGAUUCUUCUGCUCUGGGUGGCCGGUGAACAGGGAAAGCCCGCAGGAACAUGCCCUCUGGCACGCUGGCGAGAACACGCAUUGGGUUGCUCAGUGGUGCGAUGAACCGAAUUUGGGAUACUGCUUCUUGUGUGCGCGCGGUAUGAGGCUCAGUGACCGGAGCGAAGAUGACUAUGCAGUGGCGGCCAGAAACAAAAAGGAUCAGCAAGGACUGGGGGAUAGCGUUGCAAAGGAUGGCUGGGGAUCGGUGUCUGGCAUUGCAAAGGAUGGGUGCAAGCCGGGGGGCAAGAACCCGCAGAACCCUGAGAACACGCAGAAAUACCCGCACCUGGACCUGCCUGCGUCCAAGGCACCUGUGUUGUUGAGCGAGUCGCCAUCGACGGGGGAAGUGGAGGAGACCAGCGACUGCACAUACGACAUCGGGUCAUGCGAGCACUUGUUCAAGGACAGGGAGGAGCUGGAUGAUAUGGUGCAUGAUAUCAAGACCGCCGAGAAGCCCCCAGAGUGCGAGCAUUUCCUGUGCACGACCACCUGCACCUGGAGGGGAGCUGCUGCUAGGUUUAUGGUGUGCACGGAGUGCACCUCUACUUUCUGCACCGGGGAGAAGGGGGGCAUGGAAAAUCCGCAGGGACACGCCCGCUUGCACGCCACCAGGGACUACCAUUGGGUUGCUCUGUGGUACGAUGAACUGUAUAAGGGCUACUGCUUCGAGUGUGGGCACGUUCUGAAGCUCGGUCAGGACAAGCUGAGCGAUGAUGAGUGGGCAGCUCUGGCCAGAAAUAAAAGGGUUGAGCGGGCAAUGUCGGCCAGCAAUGGAUGGGAUGUGUGGCGAACGGUGCCCGAGAGUUAUGCAAAGGAUUUGUGGGCAAUAGUGACCGGCAAUGAUGCGUCUGGGUAUGCUAAUGGGAAUGGCUGUGUUAUCAGAGGGUUGCCGAAUCUUGGAAACACAUGCUACAUGAAUGCACUGCUUCAGUGCCUCCUUGCACUCGGUGAGCUGAGGACAACGAUUUUAGGACCGGGUGCUCGGCUGGGGAGCAUUGGUCUGCACCUGAAGCAAUUAUUUGUGGAGACAAGCAGCACAAAUGAUGCCAGGCACACGCUGGAUCCAGAGAUGCUAUUGGAAGGUAUGCGGGUGUUUAAUCCACAGUUCAAGGGCUCUUAUAUGCAGGACAGCCAAGAGUUUCUUACAUCUUUGCGCACUGCUUUGGAGGAGGAGACGAAGGACCUAAACAAAUUUCAUGGGGGUGCAGAGUUUCGUCCAAUUGGCAAUUCCAUUUUCGGGGGCUGGCUGCGUCAGACCUUAUACUGCAUAAGUUGCCCAACUAAAUCAGUUUUGGAUCUGCAAUUCGAUGAGCUCCAACUGGCACUGCCAUCAAAGGAUUGUCCAGCCAGAAGUGUUACGUUACCACCAAUGACCAGAAGCGGUGGAUCUCCGACGAAGACUCGUAAGGAACUAUUCCAACAAACCGACAAGACCGAUGGAGAAAAGAUUCAAACAAUUGCUGAAGGCUGUGAUUCUCAGUUUCCUGGUUCAGAAUUUGGAGAUGUGGCCAUGGAGAAAAUACCCAAGCCUUUGCAAGUUGGUAAGUUUAUGUGCUCCUCUAGCGAACUUAAAACAUAGAAUGCGGAACAGGCCAGCAGGUGUGGAAUAGUGAGAUCUAAUACAAGCUAGCUAUUUUUCUGAACACGGGAACAGAUGACACUUUUGGGGAUGGAGCUCUGGUGAUAGUUAAGCAGAGAAAAUUGUUAAGGCCAUUUUACAUAUGGAUUAAAGAAGUAGCAGCAAAGCCUUUGGGGUGGCUACGAAAAAUUGGGCUGGAUGUUUCAACAGUCUUAGCAUGGCAAAAGUGUUUGCUAUAGUGUAGUAGUUCGAAUUGACAUUUGAAGAUAGCUCAGGGUCUUGAGUCCUUACCUUCAUAAAAUAAGUGUUGCUCAAAAUGGUUGGUUAACUUAAGCGUGUAUGGUUAUUGUCGAGAAAAGAGACCUUAGAAUGUGGUGGUUAAAGAUUCUAAAAAUAUGCAAAGGAUGAGGGUUUCUGGUUGCAUGAUCUUGCUAAUGAGAUAAAGCUAAAUCCCUGUAUGCUUGAAUCUGCAGAUUCUACUGAAGUGGAGGAUGUUGCACACGGUCGUUUGCAGACUCAGAAGAAUGAUGUCCCGCGAGAGAUCAUUGAAGUGCCAAUAAAAGCUCUUGAUUUCAUUGCUAACUUGUUUGAUGACACUGAAGGAAUGGAUGAAUCAAUAGUAGAUCCUCACAGUCCAGAAGAUACUGGUCCACCUCCACUUGUUGAUAUAGAAGCAAGGAGAACACUUACUCAGUAGAACCUACUACAGAAGACAAGGGGAGAGCUCAGAGCAGUGAUAUUACUGAUGAUGAGGCAGUACAUAUGAACUCUGUUGCAUCGCUCGAGGACUGCUUGACACUUCUUUGCUAUUGUCCAAUGGGAUGGAAAUGUGGUAACUGUUCCAAGGUUGUUGAGCUUGGAGAUAAUAAGAUUCAAACAGUUGCUGAAGGCAGCACUUUUCAGAUUCCCAGUUCAGGAUUGGGAGAUGGGGCAAUGGAGAAAACCCCCAGGCCUUUGCAAGUUGGUAAGUUUAUGCGCUCCUGUACUCAACUUAGAAAGAAAUGGUGAACGUCUGAGAUCAUACAACUUUUGAGGAAAGAAUGCAGGAACAUGCGGAAUUGUGUGAUCUACUAGUAUUAUUUGCUAUUUCUCUGGAAACAAGCCAAUGGUACUUUUUGGAAUGGAGUUUCAUAACUAGCUAAGCAGAGAAAACUGUUAUGGACGUUUUACACAUGGAUAAAAGAAAUAGCAGGAAAAUAUUUUUGGGUGGCUACA
This is a messenger RNA of Triticum dicoccoides, 3189 nucleotides long. RefSeq names its product ubiquitin carboxyl-terminal hydrolase 1-like. Gene Ontology annotation, cellular component: cytosol; nucleus. The record is from RefSeq and is a predicted model, not a curated record. Gene Ontology annotation, biological process: protein deubiquitination. Gene Ontology annotation, molecular function: cysteine-type deubiquitinase activity. The transcript has a single exon. The coding region runs from base 1 to 1974 and encodes 657 amino acids. NCBI's taxonomy places the organism in Eukaryota, Viridiplantae, Streptophyta, Magnoliopsida, Poales, Poaceae.